This is a messenger RNA of Gastrolobium bilobum, 1490 nucleotides long. Its product is annotated as pheophytinase, chloroplastic. The transcript has 7 exons. The record is from RefSeq and is a predicted model, not a curated record. Lineage: Eukaryota; Viridiplantae; Streptophyta; Magnoliopsida; Fabales; Fabaceae. Gene Ontology annotation, cellular component: chloroplast. Bases 103 to 1221 code for a protein of 372 amino acids.
CAAUCAAACAUUCGCCCACCACAGAAAUUUCCUCCUGCGGAGAACUUGUACUUGUUGGUUUCAACCUCCUCAAACUCAUAGUCUCGAUUUUUGUGUGUAUCAAUGGCUUCUUCUAUAUGGGGUCUCUCUCCUUCUGUCCGAUUACAACCAACUAAAACUACCCUUGUUGCUUCAUUCCCUUUGGAUUCCCGAAGCAAGUGCGAAAUGAACAGGAGGAGUUUUGCGGUGAAAGGAAUUGUGGCUUCUGGAGUUUCAGUCAUGGCUUCAACUCUGACUACUGCAGAAGCAGAUGCAUCAUCUCAAGGUUUUGAAAGAUUGCCUUACAAAUCGGAAGGGUAUAAUUAUUGGACGUGGAGGGGUCAUAAAAUACACUAUGUUGUGCAAGGAGAAGGCUCUCCUCUUGUCCUUAUUCAUGGUUUUGGGGCCUCUGCAUUCCACUGGAGGUACAACAUUCCAGAAUUGGCUAAGAAACACAAGGUUUAUGCGUUAGACUUACUUGGAUUUGGGUGGAGUGACAAAGCACUUAUCGAAUAUGAUGCCAUGGUGUGGAGGGAUCAAGUGGUUGACUUCUUGAAGGAAAUAGUAAAAGAACCAGCAGUAUUAGUUGGAAAUAGCCUUGGAGGAUUUACUGCUUUGGUUGCAGCAACUGGGUUGCCUGAGCUUGUCAAUGGGGUUGCUCUACUAAAUUCUGCAGGACAGUUUGAUGAUGGAAAUAAGGAAAGUAAAACUUCUGAAGAAACGCCUCUACAGAAGUUUUUCCUAAAACCUUUGAAGGAGGUUUUCCAGCGUGUAGUUCUUGGACUUUUAUUCUGGCAGGCAAAGCAACCAGCUCGGGUUGUGUCAGUCUUAAAAAGUGUUUAUAUAAAUUCUUCCAAUGUGGAUGACUAUCUUGUGGAGUCCAUAACAAGGCCGGCUGCAGACCCCAAUGCAGGAGAAGUUUAUUACAGGUUAAUGACACGCUUCAUGAUGAAUCAGAGCAAGUACACUCUAGAUGCUGUAUUGAGUGAACUAUCUUGCCCAUUGCUUUUGCUCUGGGGUGACCUUGACCCAUGGGUUGGUCCAGCCAAAGCUAAUAGAAUCAAAGAGUUCUAUCCAAAAACAACUCUUGUAAACUUGCAGGCUGGGCAUUGUCCACAUGAUGAGAUACCGGAGCUUGUGAACAAGGCUUUAUUGGAUUGGUUGACCACCCUUACUCCUGAAGUGUCUCUCCAAGCAGUUUGAACAUGUAUAAUUUUGUAAAGCUGAUCGAAAACAAAUUCUUGAGCAAGUUUUGAGAUUCAAGUUGUCGGUAGUAGUUAUCACCAUACUCUGUAUACAAAAAGCCUGGUAAAGAUACUUAGGAUAGGGGAAAAUGACAACAAUAAUAGACCUUGAUCAGGGUUCUGCAUACUUGCACGUUUUUUAAGAUCAGAUAUGCAUUCAUUUGUUACAUAAAAUCUUCCUUAUUCAUUAAUCAGUAAGUUACAUGCUUGCACUCAGAUUGUUCUCGU